CCUACACCAGACUAAGAUGAAUCGUUUGCGCUUUAUCUUUAUGCUGCUUCUUUCAGCUGAACUAAAGCAGGUGUAUGGAGUGUGGCCCAUGCCGCAGCACAUCUCUCACUUUACUGAGCGGUAUGUUUUACAUCCUCAUCAGUUCUCAUAUAAAUACUCCAGUGAUUCAGCUGCCCGACACGGAUGCUCUGUCUUGGAUGCUGCAUUCAAAAGAUACUUCAGGAUCAUUUUCCCUGACAUUGAAGGUGGAACAGGAUUCAGAAAAACUUGGUCUGAGGCCAAACCAUUCACAGUAUCAGUGAGUGUCAGAACAGUUGGAUGCGAUGAAUACCCAAAUCAAGAUUCAGAUGAAAGUUAUAACCUGAGUGUGUCAGCAGGUGAAGCUAUGUUAAGAGCAGAGUCAGUGUGGGGAGCUCUGAGAGGUCUGGAGUCCUUCAGUCAGCUUGUGUAUGAAGAGGAUUAUAACUCAUAUUAUGUAAAUAAAACAGACAUUGUGGACUUCCCACGAUUUCCAUUUAGAGGGCUAUUGCUGGACACAUCAAGGCACUAUUUGCCAGUACAUGUGAUACUGAAAACACUGGAUGCAAUGGCUUAUAAUAAGUUUAAUGUAUUUCACUGGCACAUUGUAGAUGAUCCUUCCUUCCCAUACCAGAGCCAGCUUUAUCCUGAUUUGAGCAACAAGGGAGCCUUUCACCCUGUGACUCACAUUUACACACCGUCAGAUGUGAGAAAGGUGAUUUCUCAUGCAAGAUUUCGAGGAAUCAGAGUGGUGCCUGAGUUUGAUUCUCCAGGACACACGCAGUCAUGGGGUAAAGGGCAGCCAGACCUGCUGACGCCCUGCUACAAGAGAACUGGUCCCUCUGGGACAUUUGGACCCAUCAACCCAAGUCUGAGCUCAAGUUACCAGUUCAUGGGCAACCUAUUGAAAGAGGUAUCCUCUGUAUUUCCUGAUACCUUUGUUCACCUUGGGGGUGAUGAGGUUGAUUUUGCAUGCUGGAAAUCAAAUCCAAAUGUGCAAGCAUUUAUGGCAAAAAUGGGCUUUGGACAUGAUUACAACAAACUGGAGUCUUUUUACAUGGAAAGUAUUAUGAACAUCUCCGCUGCCUUUAACAAGACCGCCAUUGUUUGGCAGGAUGUUUUUGAUUUCAGCAAGCAAAGUAGGGCUCAGUAUGUGGUAGAGGUGUGGAAAAGAGGAUGUUACCUGUGUAAGAUGCAUCAGGUGGCUAAGGCUGGGCUGAAGAUAAUCCUAGCAGCACCAUUCUAUCUGGACCUGCCGGGACCCACACACAACUGGGCUCGCUACUACACCGUGUGCCCGCUCUCCUUUAAGGGCACAGAGCAGCAGAAGAAGCUGGUGAUUGGUGGCGAAGUCUGCAUGUGGGGAGAAUAUGUGGAUGCAGCCAAUCUCAGCCCACGCCUGUGGCCCAGAGCGAGUGCAGCUGCUGAGAGGUUAUGGAGUGAUGAAGAGCAGACAUCUAGUGUUGAAAAGGCCUUUCCUCGCCUACAGGACUUCCGGUGUAAAAUGAUAAGACGUGGCGUUCAAGCAGAACCUCUCUUCAUAGGCCACUGCAAACAUGAGUAUAUCAGUUUAUAGAAUACAUCAGGACAGAACUUAAAUUGUUAUAUGUAAAUAUCCAUGCAAUUUUUUAUUUUUUUUUAAAUAUAAUUUAAUAUAAUGCUUAUCCUUUAUUGCAGUGACAUGAUUCAAAUAUUUAUUAUGGGGACAAAAAUGUCAUUUAAUUUUACUAAUAUGUUUAUUAUCUUUAAUUUGAACUCAUCACUAUUUUGGUGUAUGAAGACUUUUUGAUAUGGUUAUAUAUGGCAUUAUAAUUACCUAUUUGAAAUAAAGUCAUAUACACAUUUAAUGACAUUUUCUUGUUCCAUUACACUGGUCUCAUCUCAUUUGUAGAACAGCAGCAGAUCCUAUUAAGGAUGAUGGAGUUGACACCUGGGCUUAAAUAGGACAAAGUGAGAUGUAAGUGUCUUGAAAUAUCAGAAAUGCAGUCAGUUCUGCUGUGUAGACCACAAUAUUGCAAUACAUUCUGGAGAAAAGUACAGGACACAAAUA
Messenger RNA from Silurus meridionalis, 2068 nucleotides. RefSeq names its product hexosaminidase A (alpha polypeptide) (gene hexa). Lineage: Eukaryota; Metazoa; Chordata; Actinopteri; Siluriformes; Siluridae. The coding region runs from base 17 to 1594 and encodes 525 amino acids. Gene Ontology annotation, molecular function: beta-N-acetylhexosaminidase activity. Gene Ontology annotation, biological process: glycosaminoglycan metabolic process; ganglioside catabolic process; carbohydrate metabolic process. The record is from RefSeq and is a predicted model, not a curated record. Gene Ontology annotation, cellular component: membrane. The transcript is spliced from 14 exons.